GGUGGCAUACGGCGCAACGACGAUCUCUUGUGUGCUGUAUAUUUUCAACUUUUACAAGAACCUCCCUGCUCUAUGAUAUUAUAUUUUAAUCGAAAACAAAAUUAAUGGCACACGUCAUGAUCGAAACCUGCGUUGAAAACAUAUGUACUAGGGGUCUCGUUUUUGUACGUGAAUAUGAAUGUACGUGUUCACGGAUACUGUGAUCACGUGAAUGAAACAAAAUAAAUCACGUAAAGUUAAUACAAGUGAAUCAACGAAAGCUUAAUCACGUGAACAAGUAUUUGAAUCAUAUUCACGUGAAUACGUGAAUUAGUAUAUUCACGUGAAAACUGAAUGAUAAAUAUGCCCAAUAUCAACUAUUUUAAAUGUAUUGUUAAAUUUCACCACUUGGCCCGUUGCGUGUUUUAUCUUAUCUGGUUGUUGGAUAAGUAGUGGUGUGCUGGGAAAUUUUUCUGUGCACGUAAUAAUUAACGGUGUCCGGUUGCGAAAAUAGAACUCUAUCGUCGUUGAUAAUAAGAUAUUAAUGUAGUAUACGAGUAUACGAUGCGUUUAGUUGGAGUGCAACCAUUAAGUGAUCGCAUUCAUCAAAAAUAAAAGUUUUCUUGACAAAAUGGUGAAAAGAAAAAGUUGGGUAUGGGAUUUUGCCAAACGUGAAGGUGAUCGCGCCUUUUGCGAUUUAUGUGACGGUGAAAAUAAUAAUGAAUAUUCUUGUGUUGGCGGCACUACAGGGUCUUUAAUAAGACAUUUACAAAAUGUUCAUGGUAUGGCACCACCAGAUGAGUCAGUAAGAAAGAGGUCGAAAUUGGGGUUCAAACGUGUAUCUAAUGAUUUAGAAGUAGAUUCUACAUUGAGUAAUACAACUUUUACCGAUAAAGAUGAUGAUACAAUUCUAAUUAACAAUACUACAUCAACUUCUUCAAAUUCUGAAAAUAUCGAAAAAUCUAUACCUAGAAAACGUCGUUAUGUUCCUAAAACAUGUGGGUCAAGUGUUAAUCGAGAAUGUAAUCCUGAAAGAACAGAACAAAUUCACCAGGCACUGGCUUCAUUGAUUGCAAUGAAUCAGUUACCUAUAUCGUUUUGCUCGAGUCCUGGCCCCUGGGUUUUGUCAAUUCAUGGCUGUUGUAGAGCCUAAUUAUAAAAUAUGUAUAUGUAGAG
Messenger RNA from Myzus persicae (green peach aphid), 1155 nucleotides. RefSeq lists its product as uncharacterized. The transcript is spliced from 2 exons. Bases 611 to 1132 code for a protein of 173 amino acids. The record is from RefSeq and is a predicted model, not a curated record. Lineage: Eukaryota; Metazoa; Arthropoda; Insecta; Hemiptera; Aphididae.